Molecule: messenger RNA, 2163 nt
Organism: Coffea eugenioides
Lineage: Eukaryota; Viridiplantae; Streptophyta; Magnoliopsida; Gentianales; Rubiaceae
Product: probable indole-3-acetic acid-amido synthetase GH3.1
Exons: 3
Coding region: 1-1791 (596 amino acids)
Cellular component (GO): cytoplasm
Molecular function (GO): acid-amino acid ligase activity
Source: RefSeq, a predicted model, not a curated record
AUGGCUGUUGACUCCACCCCGCUUGGCCCUCCUGCAUGUGAGAAUGAUGCCAAGGCUCUUCAGUUUAUUGAAGACAUGACCAGAAACUGUGAUUCCGUGCAGGAGAAGGUUUUGGCUGAAAUCCUUAGCCGGAAUGCCCAAACUGAAUACCUCAGGGAAUUCAAACUUGGAGGGGCAACCGACAGGGACUCCUUCAAGUCCAAAAUUCCUGUUGUGACUUACGAGGAUCUUCAUCCCUAUAUCCAACGUAUUGCUAAUGGUGAUCGCUCUCCAAUUCUCUCGUCUCACCCCAUCUCUGAAUUCCUCACUAGUUCUGGCACAUCUGCUGGAGAAAGGAAGCUGAUGCCAACAAUUCAUGAAGAAUGGGACCGCAGACAAAAAUUGUACAGUCUUCUCAUGCCCGUCAUGAACCUCCAUGUCCCGGAUUUGGACAAGGGGAAGGGUUUGUACUUCCUUUUCAUCAAGGCAGAAGCCAAGACACCAAGUGGGCUUGUUGCUCGUCCGGUGCUCACUGGCUACUACAAGAGUGACAAAUUCAAGAACAGACCCUAUGACCCUUACUUGGUUUACACCAGCCCUGAUGAGGCCAUUCUUUGCGCUGAUUCCUUCCAGAGCAUGUACACUCAAAUGCUCUGUGGCCUCCUCAUGCGGGAAGAAGUCCUCCGAAUGGGCGCCGUCUUUGCCUCCGGCCUUCUCCGUGCCAUUCGCUUCCUUCAACUCAACUGGAAACAACUUUCUGAGGACAUCAAAACCGGGGUGCUAAACCCUAAAGUCACCGACCCAUCUGUAAGAAAACGCAUGGCGGAGAUCCUCAAGCCAAACUCUGAUCUUGCUGACUUCAUCGUCAAGGAAUGUGAAGGCGAAAACUGGGAUCGGAUCAUUACCAGAAUCUGGCCUAACACCAAGUACCUUGACGUGAUUGUUACAGGUGCAAUGGCUCAGUAUAUUCCCACUCUUGAUUAUUACAGCGGUGGGCUACCACUUGCAUGCACCAUGUACGCAUCUUCCGAAUGCUACUUCGGCCUAAAUUUGAAGCCCAUGUGUAAGCCUUCUGAAGUCUCUUACACCAUCAUGGCCAACAUGGGCUACUUCGAGUUCCUCCCCCACGACCCGGCCAAUCCGGUUCAACUCUCUCGCGACUCUCCACCCAAGCUCGUCGAUCUAGCUGACUUGAAAGUCGGCAAGGAGUACGAACUGGUGAUCACCACCUAUGCCGGGCUCUGCCGUUACCGGGUGGGUGACAUCCUUCGAGUCACUGGCUUCCACAACUCAGCGCCACAGUUCAAGUUCAUCAGGAGGAAGAAUGUUCUGCUAAGCAUCGAUGCGGACAAGACCGACGAGGCCGAGUUGCAAAAGGGGAUUGAAAAUGCUUCUGAACUCUUGCGCGAGUUUGAUACGCGUGUGGUUGAAUACACUAGCUAUGCGGAUACUAAGAUCAUCCCGGGGCACUAUGUUAUCUACUGGGAGUUGCUGGUGAAGGAUCCGGCCAACCCACCGACUCAUGAGGUGUUGAACCAGUGCUGCCUGGCAAUAGAAGAGGCUCUGAAUUCAGUGUAUCGACAGGGGCGAGUGGCUGACAACUCAAUUGGACCACUAGAAAUAAGGGUAGUGAAAAACGGUACGUUUGAAGAAUUGAUGGACUAUGCAAUUUCGAGGGGUGCUUCGAUCAACCAAUACAAGGUCCCAAGGUGCGUCAGUUUUGCACCCAUCAUGGAACUUCUUGAUUCCAGGGUGGUCUCGGUUCACUAUAGCCCAGCUGCACCACAUUGGGCCCCUGAACGACGACGUUGACGGCUUUGGAAUGGAGGAGAUACGUAAAGGAAAAAAAGGGUUAGUAGUAUGUGGUUAGUCACCAAUAAACCGUGCAUGCCCCUUGGCACAUGGACAAAAAAGAAAACACUCUUUCUUGCUGUGCCCUCUCUUUUCAGUGUCGUUGCUGCUUGUGAUCUUAGUCUUAGCUUUUGAUUGGGCCCAGAAGAAAAGAAGAAGAAGAAGAAGAAGGGUUAAAAGCGGGCUUGGCUUCUUUAAUAAUUAUCUUUUGACAUCUGCGUUGUCUUUGGACUUGGGUCUGUUUGAUAGAUAGGUUCAUAUAAUCUGCCGUGUUGUCCCAUGAUGUUAUGUAAUUACUAAUUCGUAUUGAUAUGAAUAUAUUGACUGAAUGUA